Filobasidium floriforme is the source of this 457-nucleotide messenger RNA. RefSeq lists its product as uncharacterized. Lineage: Eukaryota; Fungi; Basidiomycota; Tremellomycetes; Filobasidiales; Filobasidiaceae. The record is from RefSeq and is a predicted model, not a curated record. The transcript has a single exon. Bases 29 to 274 code for a protein of 81 amino acids.
UCUUCCUCUUGUUCUGCUCGUCUACAACAUGCCCGUGUCCGCUCGUCAACUCGUCUCGCUCCUCGCCCUGGUGGCUACCAUCCCACUCGCCUCGGCCCACGGCUCGCUCACCAAGAUCGACGUCGCGGGCAAAUCCUACCCGGCUUGGAUCCCCAACCAAGAUCAUUAUGCCGCCAUGAACUUUGCCAACGGAGCCGGAGCUGCUGCGCCGGACGGCAAGUACAGCGUGAGUGCCGCGAUCUCUGUUGAACUGGCCUGGGUGAGACGAGGCUGAUAUCGAUUCGAACCGACAUGCGCGCGCUUGCAGAGGAAAAACGACAUCCUGGACAACGGAUACACGGACCCUUCUUCGGCUGCCAUCGCCACUGGAGGUACAACCGAAGGCGCUCUUUACGAUGCAACCAGCCCCGUCAAGUCGAUUCCCAUGAACGCUGGAGAUAGUAAGUUCAGAUUCUCA